Molecule: messenger RNA, 1978 nt
Organism: Siniperca chuatsi (mandarin fish)
Lineage: Eukaryota; Metazoa; Chordata; Actinopteri; Centrarchiformes; Sinipercidae
Gene: dnajc4
Product: DnaJ (Hsp40) homolog, subfamily C, member 4
Exons: 8
Coding region: 148-855 (235 amino acids)
Source: RefSeq, a predicted model, not a curated record
UUUACGCUAGCUAGCUUGACUCAGCUGAGUUUACGUAACGGCACAUCUGCUGUUAUGAAACUGAGUUCUGCUGUCAGGUCACGUGUCACAGACAGAUGAGGGGACGGUUGCUGACAGCAUCACUUUCACUGAAAGAAAUCUUCCAUCAUGCAGUUGGAGGCGCAGCUGCGUCUAUGUCAGAGUUGUCUUUGGUGCUGCAAGAGUGGGCUGCGUCUGCUCUCCCAGAGCUAUGUACACAGAAAAGCUAUGAACUACUACGACCUCCUGGGAGUCAAAUCAGAUGCCUCCUUGGAGGAAAUUAAAAAUGCAUUUUUUGACAAAUCUAAGAAGCUGCACCCAGACAGCGACCCAUCCAACCCAGCGCUGCACAGCCAGUUCGUAAAGCUGAACGAGGCCUACCGAGUGCUGAGCAAAGACCUGAGCAGGAAGGAGUACGACUUCAAAAUCAGGCAUGCUUACAGUGGGGACCAGGCCUUCAGAUCUACCUCCAGCUACAGAGCCAGUACGGAUACCCAGGAGAGCAUGCGGUACUGGGAGCAGUUUCGUCAGUCUCAUGCACAGGAGUCGACGCCGGAGGAGUGGCAGAGGAGGAGGAGGAGGAACUUCCGCCUGGUGGGCUACUGCGUCAUCGCUAUAGUGCUCAGCGUCGGAGCCCACGUAGUCUUCUUCAGGAAACUGGAAGAAGUUCACAAUAACUUCAUGGACGAGAAAGAUCGAGUCAUCACAGAAAUUUACAAUGAAUCCAAAGAGAGGGCCAGGAUCAACGGUUUUAAGAAACAGACAGAAAUCCUGCGGCAGAAACAUGCUGAGUUUCUGGAGAAAUACAAAAUCCACAACAGUGGAGAGGACAAGUAGCAGAGUCUCCAGCUGUGCUCAGUGAUGAUGGAGUUUGAACUGCCAGCAGGUGGAAGAUUGGCGGCAGACUGAAUGUGGUACAAGUUUUAGGAUUUUAAAGUUUUUCUUGACCUAUUUAAACUAAACAUGUUGAUGUACCCGGGUUUGUCUUCAGCAUCACAACUGAGGACCUGAAGACGCACCGAACAUGUGUGUGUUUACGUGGGAGGGUUUCAUCUGGUCAUACGAGUGUUUCUUCAGGACCAAGCUGAUCUGUAGAUCAGAAAUCAGAAUAGAUCUGAAUCAGACUGGACUGGCCCGUUGAAGCGUGUAUAGUUGGUAGAAUAUUUGAAGUGAUGUGGCCGUCAGAAGGAUCCAGCUACAGUACGUACACAAACCUCUCGGAGCCAUAACGAACACCGCAAACCUCUAUUGAACUCACUCAACUCAGCCUCAGUUCUGUGUUUGCGGUUCACAGCAUGCGGCGCUCACAGAUAACAGUGAAUCAACGCCGUCAAGACGAGACAGACUAACUGUAAUGCCAAGAUGUUUCUUGCUGAAACUUAAAUUGAUUAAAAUCAUAUCUCUCAGGUUGCAUAAGAGGACGCUGUGUAAUGUUCUCUCAGGUUUGAUGAGCCUCUUCAGGGGGAUGAUUGAGGAGUUUGCAGUAUAACAAAGUUAAUAGUUUCAGUAAUAAUGGUUUUCCAAGUGUUUGAAACGUGCUACUAUGCCUGUUUGCUCUUCACAGUUAUGGAUCUUAACUCCUCAUUGUUCCCUCUGUUGAGCCUGUGUGUUACUGUAGAAAUGCAACUCUGGCAUUUCCAGCCAGCGUAUAAUAAAAGGUCGUCCAUUCGUUAGAAAUGGAAUCUAAAAAAGAUCAUUAUUAUGAUUUGAAAAGACUGGCACUGAGUAAUUUAUUCAAAUUAUUGUAAUGAUAUUGAGACUAUGAAAAUGUGCAUAUUGAAUGGAAAGAUGGUUCAUAAUUACGGUUGAAAGUUCAACCUCCAGAGACAACAUUUACCAUUCUGCCUCUCAGUUUUUAGAUAUUAGAGAUCCUUGUUGUUUUUCUGUUUUUGACUGCCUUACCACUUCCCCGAAGGGAUGUCAGAGAGAAAUGAUUAAAAGAUCAACUUUUUCUCAUCAA